AUGACGACAACAGCGUCGGUGGAAUAUGUGAAAUUGAUUGUUUCAUGUUUGGAUUAUUCGGUUGGCAAUAGUUUAGCAAGAGUUGUUCUGCAAAAAGCACUGACAUCCACGAAUGAGGCUGCAAGGAAGUGGUCAACUCGUUUUCUUGGUGUUCUUGCGUCUCAUGAGCUAUUGAAUUUCGAAGAUUGGGGUAUGAGUCUUCUUUUAGCACAGCUUUCCGAUCCGUCUCCGAAGGUUGUUAGGCAUGCUGUACGACUGCUUCAUCGUUGGAUGCCUUUCUAUCCAGACAGUGUUACGCUCUUGAAAAAAGUUCGUCUAGAUGCACUUGGCGAUGCAGGUGUUAUGCUGAAAACACAUUUGUUUGCGAAUGAAGAAUACGUUCAGCUGAACCCCGAUGAUGUGCAAAUGACAUUUAAUAUAUGGAGAAAGCAGUUCAAUGCGCGUUACGUUGACAUAAUUGAUGAGGAUAUGAAAGUGGCAUUACUCAACAUGAAAAGAUCACUGGACGGUCGUUUCGCUCGAAUUUCAAAUGAUAGAUCAUCGAGACGAUCUGUUCCAUUACCAGUUCAUUUUUAUGGUCAACUGGCACUCCAUCCAAGUGGACAGCAAAUAUUAGCGCAAAGUGGUGACAUUGAGAGGUUAUUAAAAUACUUGAGAGAAUGGCCAGUUAGUGUUGAAAUCGAUCAAUUACGCAAUGUCAAAGGUGCCAUCCUUGCAUUGGCUCAUAUUGCUGGAUCUUCUAGUUCAACUGCCCUUAGUAUAUUACCUGCUGAAACAGUUCCAAUAAUUUGUCGUUACGCAGAACAAUGUCCAGUUUUAAGUGUUCGAGGUGUCGCCUUUUGGGCGAUUAACUUGAUUGGCAGUACCAAACGAGGUUCGUUACACUAA
Messenger RNA from Anisakis simplex (herring worm), 888 nucleotides. The record is from the annotation of a GenBank genome assembly. NCBI's taxonomy places the organism in Eukaryota, Metazoa, Nematoda, Chromadorea, Rhabditida, Anisakidae.